AAACCAAACCUUUUUCUACUCCAUGCUGGCUCGGCCCAGGCCAAACCAACCCCACCCCGGGACCCGGAUGUUGUUGGCCUGGGCCUGGAACUUGAACUGGGUUCGGCCAAGGCAGGGAUGGUAUUCUGGCCAGGGACAUUGUUGUGGGUGUCGAUAAAGGCGUGGACCGACCAGCCGAUCGACCGUCUGCUUGACUGGUUCGGUCUCUUGUUUGGUCCAAUUUUUACCUGGAGAGAUGGGACACACACUCAAACACACUGUAUGGGAGUGGCCGUUGCUCUGUCGGAUGUCACAGGCACAGACAAAUCAGUGACUAGGGUGCUCGUCCGAGCUCCCUACGAUGUUGGAAACACAGCAAAGCAUUGACGGCCAUAGAUGGGAGAUAGUCCUUGGACGGAUACAAAGGAUAUCAAGCAACGGCCUUGCCCAAAAGAGACUAACAAACCGGGCUUGACGCGGAUCCCCUGUACGACAUAGUUGAGCGACCCCCCGCUCGACAAGGCGGCCCAUCUCGACGCUUGAGUCUUGACAGUCGGCUUGGGAUGCACUAGGACCAGCCCACGAGGGGUUUCU
Colletotrichum navitas is the source of this 573-nucleotide messenger RNA. RefSeq lists its product as uncharacterized. The coding region runs from base 118 to 366 and encodes 82 amino acids. The transcript has a single exon. Lineage: Eukaryota; Fungi; Ascomycota; Sordariomycetes; Glomerellales; Glomerellaceae. The record is from RefSeq and is a predicted model, not a curated record.